AUGAGUAACUCAACUCCAAUCGAAAUCUAUAUUAACUUGAUUAAUGAUUAUUAGAAUGCAAGUACUGAUGAUGAUGAUGAACAGUUUCAAAUAGAGUAUGAAAUAUUAAGAUUUUUAGCGUUUAACCAAAAAGAAAGUAUUUUGAGACAAUCGAAGAAAAAAGACAAUAUAUUGAAGAAUAUACAAAGAAGAAGAAGACAGAGUUGUGUAAGAACUUUUAGUUGACUGGAUAAUGCAAAUUUGGAGAUGAAGUAUUUUAAAAGGUUAUUUCAUAGUGUUCAUUCGCUCAUGGUUAAUUAGAGUUAUAAGCUAAAACUCAUCUACAUUAAAAAUACAAAACAAAACCAUGCAAUCGAUAUUUUAAUUAAGGAUUUUGUCCUUAUGGAAUAAGAUGCUAAUAUUUACAUGAUGAAUUAAAAGACUAAAAUAGAUUUGAGAAAUUCUUAUAAGAAUCUUAUUAACAAUUUAAUAUGAAGCCAACAAUAGCUAGAAGUAUGCUUAUAGAUUCUAUAAUAGAAUAUCUCAAUAAUACUGAGAGAUUAGACAUUUAAAGAUUUUAAUAAGUUCUAAAAACAUUCACAAAAAAAGGAUUCAAUGUUGGAUUGCAUACCAGAUCAAAAUUCUUUGUUUAGUUAUCAGAAAAACAAAUUUGA
Messenger RNA from Paramecium primaurelia, 653 nucleotides. NCBI's taxonomy places the organism in Eukaryota, Ciliophora, Oligohymenophorea, Peniculida, Parameciidae. The record is from the annotation of a GenBank genome assembly.